Syngnathus acus (greater pipefish) is the source of this 1262-nucleotide messenger RNA. It is a transcript of the gene pgfb, whose product is annotated as placental growth factor b. The transcript is spliced from 7 exons. The record is from RefSeq and is a predicted model, not a curated record. Gene Ontology annotation, cellular component: membrane. The coding region runs from base 341 to 847 and encodes 168 amino acids. Gene Ontology annotation, molecular function: chemoattractant activity; growth factor activity; vascular endothelial growth factor receptor binding. NCBI's taxonomy places the organism in Eukaryota, Metazoa, Chordata, Actinopteri, Syngnathiformes, Syngnathidae. Gene Ontology annotation, biological process: positive regulation of mast cell chemotaxis; positive regulation of protein phosphorylation; vascular endothelial growth factor signaling pathway.
AUAAGGUACUGAGAGCCAAUUAGAGCCGUGAGAGUCUUCAGGUUGCAGGACUGCAGCUUCAGCGUUUUGACUGAUUUCCCGAACGAUUUAUUAAUCAUCAUAUUAUCGCCAAUGACUAUGAUUGGUCAAAACGAAUCACUGUGCGGAUUUAUUCUAUAACCACGGCACCUCCGUUUUUACGACCUAUAUUCAAUUUGUGCACCGCAUUCUGAGUAACGACGGCGAAUUUUACUUGGAUGAGUCAGAAGUUUUCCCGUUCAGCGUCUCUUCCGCGUCACACCACUUUUUUGGUUUGUGUUUGUUUUGGAUUGAUUUAUUCUGCUUUUGACGUGGAUCCAUCAUGAACAUGAAAGUGUGCUUGGUGGUCGAGGCUGCGGUGGCUCUUUAUCUUCUGUUUGCACCUGCACAGAGUCUCCCCGCAUUGAGCGUAAACAGCACAACAAACGCACCCACGGUGUUGCUGUUCCAAGACGUGUGGGCUCGGAGCCUGUGCCGAACCAUUGAGAAGCUGGUGGAGGUGGUGCAGGAGUACCCAUCAGAGGUGGAGCACAUCUACAGUCCUGCUUGUGUGCCUCUGGUGAGGUGUGCAGGCUGCUGCGGGGAUGAGAAGCUCGAGUGCCAUCCCACCCUCACCACUAAUGUUACAAUGCAGCUGCUGAAAAUAAGGCCGGCAGAGCUUGGCGAGGAAUAUGUUGAGAUGACCUUUGUGGAGCAUCAGACAUGUGAAUGUAGAGUCAGAAAACCUGUUGGGAAGGUCGAAAGGAAAAGGCAAAGAGGAAAAGGACGGAGGAGAAAGGAGAAGCAAAAAACAAAAGACUGUGACAGGUGCCAAAUCCCUCGAAGGUAACUGCAGCAGCCAGCCAAAGCCCUGCUGCAGUGUUGCUCGCUUUCCAGCCCACUGACGGCAUCAAGCGUCUCUUUUCGCUCUUCUUUCAAUGCUGAGUGUGCAGCAGGAGACUCCAAACAGUUGGGGCUGUUGUGAAGGCAUACCCAUUUGGUGAUGAGCACAGUGUUUGUGAUGACAAAGUUCAACAGAAAAUGUGCUUGCAUUGCUGGAAAGCAUGCUGUUACACACGGUUGACACAAAGGACACACACCUGGGAGCCAAGUGCAAUGUUGGAACAAACAGAAUGAUUACACUUGUUAUCACUGUAUCAGGUAUGAUAAAUGUUACAUUUCUUUGGUAUUUAAAAAUUGUUACUUGUGUGUUUAAUAUCUAUAUUUAUUGACUGAAAUACCAGAAUAAAAAUGGACCAAAAAUA